AUGAAACCUAGAGCCAAAGCUAACAAUCCCUCAGCGAACAUCCGCUACCACCUCUCCCACCCACUGACCCCGCGUCCCCUCCACUUCUCCCGCAACCGCUCCCUACGGCACUGGACAAUCCACCGUGCCUGGCUUCUCUUCCUACGCAAGCGCCGCUGGGCUGAAGAGCGCGAGUUGGAACGACAAUACAUGGCCAUGCGGUCUGCAUGCGAACACCUACGUCUAAUGGACAACAACGGCAACCUAGUCAAGGAAGAGGAGGCUGGCGGUCAGGGCGCUGAUCCAAGUAGGCUUGGAGCGAAAGGAAGGGAGGUGGGCAGGUUAUAUCGGAGUGCGAUGUUGAAGAGGGGGGUUUGGGGCAGUGUGCCUGUCGAGUAUGGCAGGGUGCAGACGGAUUUCCCGGCGAGAGAUGGCUGGAAUCAUGCGUGGACUAGGAAUCAGUAG
Alternaria atra is the source of this 444-nucleotide messenger RNA. RefSeq lists its product as uncharacterized. Lineage: Eukaryota; Fungi; Ascomycota; Dothideomycetes; Pleosporales; Pleosporaceae. The transcript has a single exon. Gene Ontology annotation, molecular function: structural constituent of ribosome. Gene Ontology annotation, biological process: mitochondrial translation. The coding region runs from base 1 to 444 and encodes 147 amino acids. The record is from RefSeq and is a predicted model, not a curated record.